Molecule: messenger RNA, 2694 nt
Organism: Aspergillus wentii DTO 134E9
Lineage: Eukaryota; Fungi; Ascomycota; Eurotiomycetes; Eurotiales; Aspergillaceae
Product: putative UDP-glucose,sterol transferase
Exons: 6
Coding region: 1-2694 (897 amino acids)
Biological process (GO): carbohydrate metabolic process
Molecular function (GO): hexosyltransferase activity; UDP-glycosyltransferase activity
Source: RefSeq, a predicted model, not a curated record
AUGACAUCUCAUCCAGAUACUCAGCCAGCUCAGUCGGAAGAUCAGCCUCAGGCCAUCACCAGCAAUGACUGGCCUCGAGACUAUCUGUCCGACAAUGAGGAAAGCCGCGGCGACACCACCUUUUGGGAGGAUGGGAUGAACACACGAGCGCGUGUCAAAGGUGACGGCCGUCUCGAUAUCAGAUUCCGCGAACACACCCCCAACAUCGCCAAUCUCCUCGAGCGCAUCCACAAAGCCAUCCCGCAUCACCACCGCGAUCGCAAGAAACACGAAGACCUCAUCUCCUCCUCCUCCAGCCAGGCAAGCGCAAGAGAAAAACAAAAACAGAAAGACACCCACUGCCCCCUCAACCUCAACAUCGUCAUCCAAGUCAUCGGUUCCCGCGGCGACAUCCAACCCUUCGUCGCCCUCGGCCAGGCACUCCAGAAACACGGCCAUCGCGUCCGUCUCGCCACCCAUCUCGCCUUCAAGGACUUUGUCUGCGACCAUGGCCUCGAGUUUUUCUCUAUCGGCGGCGAUCCAGCCGAGUUGAUGGCGUUUAUGGUGCGGAAUCCCGGGUUACUGCCUGGGAUGAGCACGAUACGGAGUGGAGCGAUCCAGAAACGCCGUCGCGAGAUGAAGACGAUUUUCGCGGGCUGCUGGCGAUCAUGCUAUGAGACUGGCGAUGGCACAGGACUGCAUCAUGUUCCGGAGGAUCCGUGGAGCGAGACGGUGGAUUAUCGCCAACGACCGUUUGUGGCGGAUGCCAUCAUUGCGAAUCCGCCGAGUUAUGCGCAUGUCAGUUGUGCGGAGAAGAUGGGGAUUCCGUUGAAUAUGAUGUUUACAAUGCCCUGGUCCCCAACACAAGACUUCCCCCAUCCCCUCGCCAACAUCCAACCACACAAUGCCACCCACUCGGUCGCAAACUUUGCCUCGUACGCGAUUGUCGAAAUGAUGGUCUGGGAGGGUCUCGGCGAUCUGAUUAACAAAUUACGGAAACGAGAACUCGGCCUGGACCCGUUGGAUGCGGCGAGAGCACCGAGCUUGGUGCAUCGACUGGGUAUUCCGUAUACGUAUCUCUGGUCUCCCUCUCUCCUCCCCAAACCAAAAGACUGGUCAGAUAAGAUCGAUGUAUGUGGAUUCAGCUUCCUAGAUGCUGCAUCAGACUAUACACCCCCCGACGACCUGGCUCAGUUUCUCAAUGACGGCCCACCACCAAUCUACGUCGGCUUCGGCUCCAUCGUCGUCGACAAUCCCAAAAAACUCACCCGCACCGUCUUCGAGGCCAUCCAGCGCACCGGCCAACGCGCCCUCGUCGCAAAAGGCUGGGGAAACCUCGGCAGCGACGAGCUCGACGUCCCCGACUCCAUCUUCAUGAUCGGCAACUGCCCGCACGACUGGCUCUUCCAGCACGUCUCCUGCGUCGUGCACCACGGCGGCGCCGGCACCACCGCCGCAGGCCUAAAAGCGUGCCUACCAACCGUCAUCGUGCCGUUUUUCGGUGAUCAGCCGUUUUGGGGCGGGAUUGUUGCAAAGGCCGGGGCGGGGCCGACGCCUGUGCCGCAUAAGGAGUUGACGACGGACAAGUUGGUUGAUGCUAUUAAUGCUGCGCUGGAGGAUUCUACGAAGGAGAAAGCGAGGGAGAUAGGCGAGGCGAUGCAGGAGGAAAAGGGGAUCGCGAAUGCGGUGGAUAGCUUCCAUCGGCAUCUGGAUAUUGAUCGGCUACGGUGUGAUAUCUGUCCGACGAGGCCGGCGGUUUGGUGGGUGCGACAUGUGCGGAUUAAGCUGAGUAUGUUUGCUGCGACCGUUCUUGUGGAAGCUGGUCUGGUGCAAACUCGUGAUGUUGUUCUAUAUCGCUCGCAAGAAUACGACACCACCCGCGACCCCCGCGGCCCUCUCUCCGCCGGCGCAGAAGUCCUCUACGGCGCCAUAUCCGACUUUGUGACCGGCCUUGUCGACGUCCCGGGGGGCAUGCGCGACGUGAUCACAUCCACCCGCCACGCCCACGAACACCGCCCCUUCCACCGACCACACAUCCGCCGCCACAGACGAUCAAGCACGGCCCAUGAAGCCAAAGACACAGACUCGACAUGCAUGGACUCGGAUGGCGAGGACGGCCUCAGAUUAACAAUAACAACAACCCACGAACCGGUCUCGCGGACGCGCGAAGUAUUAACCGAGACCGGCUUCCACGUCGGCCAGUGCGGGAAACAUAUUCUCAACUGGCUGAUUCUGCUACCGACGGAUGUGACGCUGAGUUUGUCCAAGGGGUUUCAUAACGCCCCGAAAUUGUAUAAUGAUGCGAUGGUGAAGAAGACGCCGCAGGUUAUUGGGGUGAAGACGGGGUUGAGGGCUGCGGGAUGGGAAUUAACACACGGCUUUUACUACGGUAUAACGGGCCUUAUCACGCAGCCGCACUUUGGUCUGCAAAAGUCCGGCGCAACUGGUUUACUCAAGGGAGUGGGGAAGGGCAUUGGGGGUGUUAUUCUCAAGCCUGUAGCUGGCAUCUGGGGACUGGCUGGAUAUCCGCUGGACGGACUACACAAGAACCUGCAACGAUCGCUGUCGAAAAGCAAAACGAAAGACAUCCUCUCCUCUCGCAUGGCACAGGGUGUCGAGGAAAUGUGCAAAUCGUCAUACGAAGAGCGGGUGAUGGUGUUUCAGCGAUGGCGAGAGAUUCUCCAGACGAAGCAUGCAAAGAACGGACAUACAUAA